GUUUAGCUGGCUAUUACAAACUUAAAUCCUCAUAGUAGAAAUCACCGAUCGAUAUUAUAUUGUUUUCUUGAUUAGUAAUACAAAUAGUUUUAUUUGUCACAUUAUAUUACGUCUCAUACAUGAAUUUAUGGAAUGCACCGCGCGUUCCGAUACAGUUACAUCGUUGAACGGACGGUAAAACAAGUUUCUUUAAAUUUCUAAUCUUAUAGUAAAUAAAGUAUAAUUAUGUAAUAUGUUUUUUUAUGGUUGUUCUGCAGCGAUUUGUCAAUUGAUGUUAUAUCAUAUUUUGGGUAAGUAAAAUUUUCCUGCUAUAAUUUUUCUGUAAUUCGGAACGUCAUUUUUUAAUAAAUUCUGUUUUAUCUAUGGAUAUUCACUUUGCAAUAAUUUGCAUGACAUGAGACUGCAUAUUGCUGCAAUUACAAGCGAUUUGAUCUGGUUUUGUUAUAAUUUCAUUUCCUUUGUCUUGUAUAUAAUUUGUUUUUAUGUGUUUCAGAUUCCGUUUACAUCUAGGUACCUACUAUGUCGGGUCCUGCGAGAAAGCUGGCGUAUCAACGCCACGAAUAUUCAGGCGCCCAUAAAUCGUCAAAACGAGUGAAAAGCGCAUUCAGACGGAUACAUGGGCACGACAACCGCGUGAGAAUAUGGCGUUCUGAAGAAAUUAAGAAAAAGUUAAUGAAUGACCAAAUCAUCCGUGAUAAUUCUAUAAUUACCUCGAAUACACAACCAAGAACAUAUGCUCGUGUAAAACCGAAAAUUCACUUAGAGGCCACCUACAGUAUUUCUAGUACUAGCACAGUGACGGCUGAACCUGCGGUUGAACCUGUAGUAGACAUUAAUUGGCCGCAAGCAGAUCCCGAAAUUGAGUCGUUUCAGUUGACUGUGGAAAGUGUUCCAAAUACAUGUUUAUCUGAAAUAUCUGGGUAUCGCAUUGUAGAGCUUAGGCAUGUUAUUGAGUGGGCCUUCCUUAUGGAAAGACACAGAAAUAUCUGUGAAUCAUCACAAAUUGAAUUUGUUCAUGAAAGACAUGAUGGAUUUCGAAGUGUAUUAACCUUCAAGUGCAGCAUGUGUGAAAAAGUUUGGGAACACUGCACCGAGAGCAAAGACAAAAUAAAUACUGCAUUUGUGUGGGCAACUGUGACUUCUGGUAGCUACUACACUCAAGCAGCUCAUAUAACAAGUGUGAUGGAUAUUCCAACAAUGUCACCUAAUAAAUUUCGACGAAUUGAAAAAAAAUUAGGCAAUGUUUGGUUAGAACAUUUGACAGAGGAAAUUAAGAUUGCUGGUGAACAAGAAAAAUCUAUUGCUAUUAAAAAAGGCCAUGUGUCUUCUGAUGGUGUUCCAUUUGUUACUGUUUAUGUAGAUGGAGGAUGGUUGAAGAGAUCCUAUGGGCAUAACUUUGAUUCAUCAUCUGGUAUGGCCUGUAUUAUUGGGAAAGAAACUAAGAAAUGUCUAUUUCUUGGCGUUCGAAAUAAAUAUUGUUAUACUUGUCAAUAUUAUGAUAGAAGAAAUAUUGAUAUAAAACCACAUAAUUGUUGCAAAAAUUUUACUGGAGCGUCUACAGGAAUGGAAUCGGACAUUAUUGUGGAGGGUUUCCAAAAGAGUGAAGAAACACAUCAACUUCGCUAUUUGAAUUUUAUUGGUGACGGAGAUUCUUCUGUGUUUGCAAACUUGAAGGAAAAAGUGUCUUAUGGAAACAAAAUAAAAAAAAUUGAAUGCAAGAAUCAUGUAAUCAAAAACUAUACCAGUGCACUCUACAAGGUUUUGGCCAACACUAAGCUCCCACUUCGUGGGAGAAAUAUUUUGAAACCAAAAGUAUUAAAGCUUACAUUAGUGGCACGGAAAAUCAUAAUGUAUAGCAGUGAUAAUACUGUUAUGGCUGCAGAUUUGAGAAAUGGCCCACUUCAUGUAUUUGGAGUUCACGGAAACUGCAAGGACUAUUACUGCAAUAUCAAUGGAAGUGAAAAGAAGAAAGAAAACCUCGUAGAAGAUCUAAAAAAGAAUGCUCCAGAAGUGUGGGCUCUGAUUUAUGCUGCCAAUGAAAAAAUAGCAUUGAAGGCAGGUCGUUUGUCAAAUGAGACGACAAAUGUGGCAGAAAACUUUAUGAGUGUAAUAAAUAAGUUCAACUGCGGAAAACGAAUUAGUUUAGGUAAAGCGGGAUCGUACCAGCGCCGUGUUCAUGUGGCAGGGCUAUCGCUUGCCACUGGACACCAAUGGCAUGAGACUGCAUGGAAAAAGCAGACCACACAGAGCCCAGGAACACAUUUUAAAAAAUACAUAAAGCGGAAGGAACAGAGCCGAAUACGACAGCAAUCGUCAACACGCAAACGAUUGUUUGUUCCACGAGAAAAAACCAAACCAGACAAGAACUAUGGACCUGAAGCAAGUGAUCCAAUUGAAAUUGAUGAAGCACAACUGAGAAUAUGGUGUGAAGAACGGUUAGCAGAAUUCCAAAAGUCACCCGAAGAUAUAGCUUUCAUUGAAAUGUCUACAGUAGGGCAGCAUGAAAAUGAUUUAUAUACUACUCAUAGGCGUGACCGUCUGACUGCAAGUCAAUUUGGAAUGGUUUGCAAACGCCGUAUUACAACACCAUGUCACAAUCAUGUCAAGGAUAUUCUAUAUAAAAAGAAUAUUUGUACAACAGAUAUGUUAUAUGGACAGCAAAAUGAAAAUGUGGCAAAAAGUAUGUUUAUGCAGCAGUAUAAUAAAACUGUAAGGCCCUCAGGUCUUUUCAUUGAUGAAGAAUUUGGUUGUUUAGCUGGCAGUCCAGAUGGUGUAAUUGAAAAUGAGAGAGCCUUAAUUGAGAUCAAAUGUUUUCCAUCAUUGGCGAGGAAAAACCUAAGUCUAGAGGCAGCUGCGGUAGAGAAGAAAAAUUUUGCUCUAACAUUGGAUAAUAAUGCACUAGUUAUGAAUAAAAAGCAUGAUUAUUACUAUCAAGUAAAUUAAUAAUUCUAUUGCAUGUCCACUCUAUAAUUUAUUUUAGCAUCUUCUUACUAUGAUAUUAAAUCUAUUUCAGGUUUAAGGACAAAUGCGUGUCAGUAACAUGGAUAAAUGCUACUUCAUAUAUUUUAUUUCAGUCAAUGAACCUUUGAUUGUUAUAGAAGUUUGUCGAGAUAAUGACUUUAUCAGCAAUAUGAUGCCAAAGUUAAUACACUUUUUUAAAGAAUGUAUUCUGCCAGAAAUAAUUUUGAGACGUGUUCAAAAAAAUGCGAAAUGUAUAGAUAUGAAAGCAGCUGUGUAGCGGUAGUUUCCAGGCAAGAAUGAAGAAGGAAGAGAGAAAACAACACGACAAUUGUUUUUUUUAUUGUACUAUUGUAGUAGUGUGUUUAGAAUCUAGGGGCCAUCCAUAUAUUACGUCACACGAAUUUCGUGAUUUUUGACCCCCUCCCCCGUCCUUGUCACAAUUGGUCACAUUUGUAGGAUCUCCCCCUCCCUAGUGUGACGUCACAUUUUAUAAUUUUACAUCUAGAAUUUCUUGAGUUUUUCAUAAAUAGUUUCAAGGUCGUGUUUUAACAAUUAGAUUAUAAUAAUUGAAAUGUGACGUAAUUAAUGGAUGGCCCCCUACAUUAUCAAUGUUUACAUUCAUAUUUUUUUUUUGUUGUCAGAAACCUUAUUUUUUUUUUUUAUUUCCUUAUUUAAAUAAGUGAUUAUGGAUGCUUAAAUAUUGUCAAACAUUUUUCCGCUUUGAUUGCAAUCUAUUAUUCUGUGUAUUUGUUGCCUAGUUUAUAAAUUAUAGUUUCUUGCGUUUGCCUUGUACUGGUGUGAAAUUGUUGUAAAUAAUGUACCUUUACCUUGAAUUACUUCAAAAUUGCAUUGAGACUAAAUAUUUUGAAUGAGAUUAUUAUUUAAUAAUCAGUCACGUAUCAAGCAUUCAUGUCACUAUAAAUACUUGUAAUAAUUUAUUUUCCAUUAUUUCAUUGUCUGGACUUUAAAAGAGACUAUGACCUCUGAGUUUGUUUCGGCAUUUCUUCUCAGAGUAGUCGGAUAGGAAAUGCCGGCCUCAUCUAGCUAUUUCAAAUAUUGACGUGUAAAAGUGUUAUUUUAUAACCUACUUACAGAAAUAAACAUUUUUAUCAUAUAUAGGGUAAUAAAAUAAAACUGUCUUACAUUGCA
Molecule: messenger RNA, 4110 nt
Organism: Spodoptera frugiperda (fall armyworm)
Lineage: Eukaryota; Metazoa; Arthropoda; Insecta; Lepidoptera; Noctuidae
Exons: 9
Coding region: 520-2943 (807 amino acids)
Source: RefSeq, a predicted model, not a curated record